Amphimedon queenslandica is the source of this 426-nucleotide messenger RNA. Its product is annotated as mitochondrial import inner membrane translocase subunit Tim10-B-like. NCBI's taxonomy places the organism in Eukaryota, Metazoa, Porifera, Demospongiae, Haplosclerida, Niphatidae. Bases 21 to 290 code for a protein of 89 amino acids. Gene Ontology annotation, cellular component: mitochondrial inner membrane. The record is from RefSeq and is a predicted model, not a curated record. The transcript is spliced from 2 exons. Gene Ontology annotation, biological process: protein insertion into mitochondrial inner membrane.
UAGAACAUCAAGAAAUCAAGAUGAAUCAACCACAGGCUCAACAGCAAAUGCUUUCAGAUCUUGAAGUAGACAUGAUGACUGAUUUAUAUAACAGGCUCUCAACCGCCUGUCAUAAGAAGUGUAUACCUCCAAAGUAUCACGAAGGGGAUCUAAAUAAAGGAGAGGCGAUAUGUCUUGACCGCUGUGUAGCAAAGUUUCUAGAGGUCCACGACAGAAUAGGAAAGAAACUAACUUCGAUGUACAUGCAAGACGAACAGAUGAUGAAACAAAUGCAGCAGCAACAAAGAUAAUAAUUAUUAUAUAUAAAAAUAAUUAUGACUGAUAAUGUAUUUGAUAACAAUAUAUAAUAAAAAUAAUGUAUAAUAAUACUUGUUUAAUACCUUAAUAUGUGAAUUCUAUUGUAUUAUCAUAAUAAUAAUUACUUUU